CGCAGACCACCGAGGUCUCCACCCAGACUUCCAAGUCCACCCUGGCUGCCCAGUCCUCCCGGACCCAGACGGUGACUCUCCGGCGGGGUGGUAGAGCCCCGCGGCGUCCCCGGCCCUCCUCCAUGGUGGACUACCAGAGCUACAGACACACCCAGCAGCUGGUCAGCAGGUUUCUAGAGCAGCCGGCCCACUGCAGCCUGACCCCCGAGGUCCAGGAGCUGGUGGACAGCAUCCGUAGCGUGCUGCGCUCAGACCAGGAACACAUGGAGGAGGCCGUCCGCUGUGCCAGCUUCAUAGAACAGGUGAUCACAGUAUCAGAGACACCAGCUGGAGCCCUCCCCCAGCCCCUGUCCCUCCCCAGGGCCUGCUCCAGACCACAUGCCCCCAUGCUGGACUGUUCCUCCCGGACCCUCCCCCAGCCCCUCCGAAAGAGGCCCGGCCUGCUGCACCUGCGGAGUUGUGGGGACCUCAGCACCUUCACCUGGGCAGAGCAGCAGCCACUAGAGGCCAGGCAAGGUGGUGGGUCUGGCUUCAAGUCCUGGUCUAGAACCAGGUCUAGAGUAGGUUCUAGGUCGACGUCACGUGCGGGCUCACGCCUGGAUCAUCACGAACGCCCCCACAGUCUCAUAGGGGUGUUUAGGGAAACUGUGAUCUGAUGGAACCCUCUUCCCAUCCCAACACUCCCCUAGCACAAACUGAUGGCAAGGUCCACUGGGGGAAACAACUUAUUGACUCCAAGGGAAAGGCGCCCCCUGGUGGCGAGGUGUGGGACUGCCACUGCUAAACCUAGUGGGGAAAAGCCAUUCUUAAAGAACUUUGAAACUGAGUCCCACAGACUGCAAGUACAAGCCUUUAGAAAGGCUGUGUGUGUGCGGCUGCGUGCGUGUGUUGUGUGCCUAAGGUGUGUGUGUGUGUGUAUCUGCUGCACUAAUGCUGUUGAAGUGUAUGUACAGUGUAUCGUGUUGUCUGUACACUAUGUUGUUUGCAUUGUGAAAGAGGUGACCUGGGAAUCAAAGGUUUUAAAAUUGUUUCCAAAUAUUUCCCAUGAACCAUUCUGUGUUACAAACUGUUAUAAAAUGGCUGGCUGUACAUAUGACAUCACUGAACCCUACCUGCAUGUGAGAGCCUAUGGAAGGGUCUCUCUCUAUACUUCACUAUCUGCCCAGUGCCUUAAAUAAAGCAACAUGUAAUGUUCCAUAUAAAAUGUUCGGUAUGAAUUAAACUGGCCAUGCACUAUGA
Messenger RNA from Salvelinus sp. IW2-2015, 1239 nucleotides. RefSeq names its product endosomal transmembrane epsin interactor 1. The record is from RefSeq and is a predicted model, not a curated record. Lineage: Eukaryota; Metazoa; Chordata; Actinopteri; Salmoniformes; Salmonidae.